AUGAGUGAGGCUGAUAAAAUUGAAGCUAAAGAAUUUGAACUUCCUCAAAAUUAUGUAAAACCAGCUCAGAAAUCUCUUAAUGAGAUUCUAUCUACUGAUACAGAUGAUGAGAGUCUUGUUAAAUAUAAAGAAAAACUACUUGGAAGUAAUGCUGAGAAUCUAGUUAUUGAUCCAUCUAUCCAAUCUAAUUGUAUACUUAAGAGCAUCGCUUUAGAAAUUGAUAAUGAGAUAACAAAUAAAGUUGAGUUUGUCAAAUCACAGCCACCUCCAGGUUUAAGUAUUUCUAUCAAAGAAGGUGUCAAUUAUAGAAUUGUUUUUGAAUUCUAUGUUCAAAGAGAAAUUAUUACUGGAUUAAAAUAUUGUCAAAAGACUUCACGUCAUGGUCUUCCAGUUGACAAGGAAUCUAUUAUGUUAGGAUCAUAUGCACCAAAAUCAGAAUAUUACACAUACAAGACAACUGUCUGUGAAGCUCCAAAAGGCAUGCUUCAUCGUGGAAAGUAUAAGGUUAAAAGUUUACUUACAGAUGAUGAUGAAGAUCACCUUUGUGAAUGGGGAUGGCAGAUUGAAAUUACAAAGUGA
Molecule: messenger RNA, 579 nt
Organism: Strongyloides ratti
Lineage: Eukaryota; Metazoa; Nematoda; Chromadorea; Rhabditida; Strongyloididae
Product: LD16419p
Exons: 2
Coding region: 1-579 (192 amino acids)
Biological process (GO): Rho protein signal transduction
Cellular component (GO): cytoplasm; membrane; cytosol
Molecular function (GO): Rho GDP-dissociation inhibitor activity; protein binding
Source: RefSeq, a predicted model, not a curated record